This is a messenger RNA of Hibiscus syriacus, 871 nucleotides long. RefSeq names its product XIAP-associated factor 1-like. The transcript is spliced from 6 exons. Lineage: Eukaryota; Viridiplantae; Streptophyta; Magnoliopsida; Malvales; Malvaceae. Gene Ontology annotation, molecular function: zinc ion binding. The record is from RefSeq and is a predicted model, not a curated record. The coding region runs from base 122 to 733 and encodes 203 amino acids.
CUCUCAUAAAUUUCGGGCGAAUAAAAGGAAAAAAAAUUGAAAGGAAAGAAGGGGAGUUUCCUACGAAAAUCAAGUGCUUUUUGCAGGUAUUUCCUUUUUGUCGAACAAAGAUUUUGAGGGGAUGGUUAUGACAAUUGCUUCAGACGAAACCACCAGCAUAUGCGAUCACUGUGACAGAGCUAUACCUUCUUCAAAUAUAGACUUGCAUUAUGCUCAUUGUUCUCGUAAUCUACAAAAAUGUAAAGUUUGUGGUGAUAUGGUUCCAAAAAAGCAUGCUGAGGAGCAUUUCUUAAACACCCAUGCUCCGCAGGUGACGUGUUCACUGUGUAGCGAGACAAUGGAACGUGAAAUCCUUGCUAUCCAUAAAGGUGAAAAUUGCCCCCAGAGGAUUGUUACUUGUGAGUUUUGCGAGUUCCCAAUGCCUGCUAUUGAUCUGGCCGAGCAUCAGGAAGUAUGUGGGAACCGGACAGAGCUCUGUCAUCUUUGUAACAGAUACAUUAGACUGAGAGAAAGAUAUAACCAUGAAAGACGGUGUAAUGGUAUUCCAGAAGACAAUGUGGGAUCUUCCAGGAAUGUGAGGCCAGCUGAAAGGGAGCAAGGUGCUCAGAGAAGGCAGCCGCCACCUGAAUAUUCAUGGAGACGACUUGUAUUCGCAAUUGCAAUAGCCGGGAUUGCCGUUUUAUUAGGAUCACUAUUUUUCCAGAAGACAAUGGAGACCGGUCUAGUAAUUUAAUUGUGUUGAUGAUGCACACUGGCUUGGUGUAAAUCAGUUUGAGAGCUUACGUACUCCUUGAGCGUACACCUUUUGAUGUAUUAAAACUCGAUUGAGCUUCUGAUCAUUUAUGGACAAUACCAUCGACAUAUUGCUUCU